Messenger RNA from Aspergillus brunneoviolaceus CBS 621.78, 828 nucleotides. It is a transcript of the gene rpp1, whose product is annotated as ribosomal protein P1. Gene Ontology annotation, molecular function: protein kinase activator activity; structural constituent of ribosome; ribonucleoprotein complex binding. The coding region runs from base 68 to 394 and encodes 108 amino acids. The record is from RefSeq and is a predicted model, not a curated record. Gene Ontology annotation, cellular component: cytosolic large ribosomal subunit; ribosome. Gene Ontology annotation, biological process: translational elongation; cytoplasmic translation. Lineage: Eukaryota; Fungi; Ascomycota; Eurotiomycetes; Eurotiales; Aspergillaceae. The transcript is spliced from 4 exons.
UUUUUCCUCUUCCCUAAUCCCCAUCCCUCUCGAGACUCCAGUCCAGUCCAACCUCCCGUCGACCAUCAUGUCUACUGCUGAGCUCGCUUGCUCCUACGCGGCCCUCAUCCUCGCCGAUGACGGCGUCGAGGUCACCGCCGACAAGCUCCAGACCCUCAUCUCUGCCGCCAAGGUUCCUGAGAUCGAGCCCAUCUGGACUUCCAUCUUCGCCAAGGCUCUCGAGGGCAAGGACAUCAAGGAUCUCCUGACCAACGUUGGCUCCGGUGGUCCCGCCGCUGCCGCCCCCGCCGCUGCUGCCGGUGGCGCUGCUGCCCCCGCCGAGGCUGCUGAGGAGAAGAAGGAGGAGGAGAAGGAGGAGUCCGACGAGGACAUGGGCUUCGGUCUUUUCGACUAAAUGUCCUAAAUCCGCUUUUCAUUGGAUCUGGAUUCCCCCUCAUCACUUCCUUUCUGCUUCCUCGUUUCCUAUCAUCUUCCAUCUCCCUCUUCUCGCCCCCUCGCAUCUCCUGUACCUAACAAUUCUCGACCACACGAAGAUCAAAAUGGGAAAAUUAAAAGAACAACGAAUCAAACGGACAAUGGCUAUCCGGUGGGACUGGGCGCUCCGGCUUGCAUGAUGGGCUUUUCGACGUGACAGAGGUACUGGACCCGGAUGACGCUAGGAUUCCGGGUCCCGUGGGAUCUUUAUAGUCAAAAGUUUGUACGGAGGGCUGUUCCGUACUCGUUUUGAUCUCUAUGUCGUGUUAUUCUUGUUGCUUAGCUACGUUUCGAGCUUAGGUGCCCCAGCUCUCCUGCAAUGUCUGUCAUGCGACCAUGAGCAAAACCUCGUCC